Molecule: messenger RNA, 1209 nt
Organism: Periophthalmus magnuspinnatus
Lineage: Eukaryota; Metazoa; Chordata; Actinopteri; Gobiiformes; Gobiidae
Product: endophilin-A1-like
Exons: 9
Coding region: 154-1209 (351 amino acids)
Biological process (GO): synaptic vesicle uncoating
Cellular component (GO): glutamatergic synapse; presynapse; cytoplasm
Molecular function (GO): protein binding
Source: RefSeq, a predicted model, not a curated record
UUCUGAGACAAUCUGACAAAAAACACAGCAAUUUUAGCCGUCUGCAUCGCUCAAAACGGAGGAUCUGCCUUCUCUGACCAAUACAAACGACUUAACCCCACAAUUUAAGACAACUCAUUUACGCCUUGAAGCUUUCUUUGACGCGAGGGAGAGAUGUCUGUCGCGGGUUUGAAGAAGCAGUUUCAUAAAGCCACCCAGAAAGUCAGCGAGAAGGUCGGAGGUGCGGAAGGAACAAAACUCGAUGAUGACUUCAAAGAAAUGGAAAAGAAAGUGGACAUCACCAGCAGAGCAGUGUUGGACAUCAUGACCAAAACUACAGAGUACUUACAACCCAAUCCAGCCUCCAGAGCCAAGCUGAGCAUGAUCAACACCAUGUCAAAGAUCCGUGGGCAGGAGAAGGGCCCUGGAUACCCACAGGCUGAGAGCGUUCUGGGGGACGCCAUGCUCAAGUUCGGCCGCGAGCUCGGAGAGGAGUCAUGCUUCGGCCUGGCCCUCCUGGAUGCGGGCGAGUCCAUGAAGGAGCUGGGGGAGGUGAAAGACGCUCUGGAUAUGGAGGUCAAACAGAACUUUAUCGACCCACUGCAAAACCUGCACGACAAAGACCUCAAAGAGAUACAGCACCACUUGAAGAAGAUGGAGGGGCGGCGUCUGGACUUCGACUAUAAGAAAAAGCGUCAGGGGAAAGUCCAGGACGAGGAGAUCAAACAGGCUCUGGAGAAGUUUGACGAGAGCAAAGAAAUCGCAGAGCAGAGCAUGUUCAACCUGCUGGAGAGCGACAUUGAGCAGGUGAGCCAGCUGGCAGCUCUGGUCCAGGCUCAGUUGGAGUACCACAGUCGCGCCUCAGAAAUCCUCCAACAGCUCUCCAGCAAAAUGGAGGACAGGAUAAAGGAAGUGUCCAGUAAACCGAGGAAAGAGUACACACCCAAACCCCGCAUGACCCUGGAGCUGCUACCCGUGAGCGAGAGCCACAACGGGGGCAUCCACUCAGCCAAGUCCCCGGGAAGAUCACCAGCCCCUAUGGACCAGCCGUGUUGCCGAGCGCUGUACGACUUCGAGCCGGAGAAUGAAGGCGAGCUGGGCUUUAAGGAAGGCGACAUCAUCACCUUGACCAACCAAAUCGAUGAGAACUGGUACGAGGGAAUGAUCCACGGCCAAUCGGGCUUCUUCCCAAUCAACUACGUGGAUAUCCUGGUUCCCCUGCCUCACUAA